GGGGGAAACGAAAAAGGAGAUAAUAAAUUGUCGCAACUCACAACAAUGGAAAAGGAAAAUUAAGAAUGCGAAUUCAUUCAUUAUUACAUCAUUGAAACCUUGUAUGGCACAGAGAUGUCCAAGAUUAGUUCGUAACUUCGGAGCAGACAGAGGGGAGAGAAAGGCUAUGGUUGGAAGUCACGGUCGUCUCCGUCUUCAUCAACCUCUUUAGAUCCAUUCCAAGCAAACAAGACACAAACUUUUCAACCUCUAUUCUUCGUCACAAAUUCUCCAUUUUCUGGGACCUUACUGGGAUUGUUGAAUUGUCUUCUGGACGAAUGAACAGACUAUGAUUCUCUUGGGUUUUCUGCUCUGAAAUUCAAGGAGAGAGAGGAUAAACAGAGAUACCCAUGUCUGGGAAUUUGUUUCAAGUCCCGAUUCGGAGUUUGUCAGGGUCUCGAAUAGGUUGCAUUUUAAGUGCAGUGUUAUCUUGGAGAUAGAAAGGAAAGAGAAUAUGAGGGUGAGGAACAAAUACAGGAAACCAACUACUUUCCAUUGGAAUGCAGGAAGCAGAUGUUCAGUGUCUGUAUUGGUCUGGAGCUUGGUGGGGUUUCUCCUAAUGCUUCAUCUAUACUCUCUUGUUAGCCACAAAGGUAAGGUGGGUGGAGGGAUUAAAUUGCAUAUGAGACAUCAUCCGCUUGUCCAAGAACUUGAACACGUAGAGGAGGAGAAUAUUCAAAUUCCACCUCCAAAGGGGAAACGAUCUCCACGUGCUGCAAAAAGGAGACCAAAGCGAGCAACCACUCUAAUUGAUGAAUUUCUUGAUGAGAAUUCCCAAAUUCGGCAUGUUUUCUUUCCUGGUAUGAAAACUGCUAUAAAUCCAAUGAAUAAUGCAGGAAAUGAUAGCUUCUACUAUUAUCCAGGAAGAAUUUGGUUAGAUACUGAGGGAAAUCCUAUUCAUGCUCAUGGAGGAGGUAUUCUAUAUGAUGAAAGAUCUGGAACUUACUAUUGGUAUGGAGAAUAUAAAGAUGGACUUACCUACCAUGCUCAUAAAAGAGGAGCAGCACGGGUUGACAUCAUUGGGGUUGGUUGUUAUUCCUCCAAGGACUUAUGGACAUGGAAAAACGAGGGCAUUGUCUUGCCAGCAGAAGAGAGAAAUGAAACCCAUGAUCUCUACAAACUUAAUGUGCUUGAGCGGCCAAAAGUGAUUUACAACAAUAAGACUGGAAAAUAUGUAAUGUGGAUGCAUAUUGAUGAUACCAACUAUACCAAAGCAUCUGUAGGCAUUGCCAUUAGUGAUUACCCUACUGGUCCUUUUGAUUAUCUCCAUAGCAAAAGGCCCCAUGGAUUCGACAGCAGGGACAUGACAAUCUUCAAAGACAAUGAUGGUGUAGCAUAUCUCGUAUAUUCCUCUAUGGACAAUAGUGAACUUCACAUUGGACCACUAACAGAAGAUUAUCUGGAUGUGACAUCCAUCAUGAGAAGGAUUCUUGUUGGUCAUCACAGGGAAGCCCCAGCUCUCUUUAAGUAUCAGGGAACUUACUACAUGAUCACAUCAGGUUGCACUGGGUGGUCCCCAAAUGAAGCCCUGGCUCAUGCAGCUGAGUCAAUCAUGGGGCCAUGGGAGACACUGGGAAACCCAUGCAUAGGAGGAAACAAAAUGUUCAAGCUUGCAACAUUUUUCGCACAGAGUACCUAUGUGAUUCCUUUGCCAGGGAUUCCAGGUUCUUUCAUCUUCAUGGCAGAUCGGUGGAAUCCAGCUGACUUGCGGAACUCAAGAUAUGUAUGGUUACCAUUGAUAGUAGGAGGCCCUGCUGAUCGGCCUCUUGAAUUCAAUUUUGGAUUCCCAUUAUGGUCUAGGGUGUCGAUUUAUUGGCACAAGAAGUGGAGACUUCCCUCAGGAUGGAGAGCAUUGCAAUAAUUCAAGUUAACAUUUCUUACAGAGCUUAGUGUAUCAUAUAUUGAGGUUCCUCAUCUUUUCUCACUGGUUUUUUUUUUUUUUUUUUCUUGGUCUCUGUGAUUUGCCUAAGCCUAUUUUUUAGCUCACACCACAGAAUGACUUGCUGUACAAUUUCAAUCUCAGGCACUCCCAGUGAAUUUAUAGCACACCUCUUGCUUUUGCUUCUGAAGAAUGCAUAUGAAUUGUUCUGAUAAAAGAAUCGCUCAUUCUUGUCCACUGUUUGCACCUCGAUCGUGAGAAAUACAACAUAGAAAGUAUAUCUGCCUUGUUCAUAUACUUUGAUUCGGAAACCCAGUUUUAAGUACAAAAAUAUGUACUUUCUUGUUGAUUUCUAAUUUUAAUGAAAUUUUGAAAUAAAU
Molecule: messenger RNA, 2298 nt
Organism: Rubroshorea leprosula
Lineage: Eukaryota; Viridiplantae; Streptophyta; Magnoliopsida; Malvales; Dipterocarpaceae
Source: the annotation of a GenBank genome assembly